Molecule: messenger RNA, 5601 nt
Organism: Limanda limanda (common dab)
Lineage: Eukaryota; Metazoa; Chordata; Actinopteri; Pleuronectiformes; Pleuronectidae
Gene: gpr179
Product: G protein-coupled receptor 179
Exons: 11
Coding region: 1-5601 (1866 amino acids)
Biological process (GO): G protein-coupled receptor signaling pathway
Cellular component (GO): membrane
Molecular function (GO): G protein-coupled receptor activity
Source: RefSeq, a predicted model, not a curated record
AUGGAUCCUCUUUGGCUUCUUCUUCUGCUCCCAUCCCUCCUCCGAGCCCAGGGGACUCCAGACUCCACACCAGGAGUCCUGGUGGAGUCAGGCAACAGCACCGAGUCUUUGACAAACAGGAGCAGAGCCCAGGACCCCUCCGGGAGCCUCGGACCCUCGGACCCCCCCGGGAGCCUCGGACCCUCGGACCCCUCCGGGAGCCUCGGACCCUCGGACCCCCCCGGGAGCCUCGGACCCUCGGAGCCCUCUGGGUCUGCAGCCUCAGCUUCAGAGGCUCCCACACAGGAGGAGGACGACUGGACUCCGGCUGAGACCUUCUUGUACACGGGAGACCCCUUCACUCUGGAGGUGGCACGCUGCUCACGGGCGUACAGCUCGGGGGGGCAGACCGGGUCCCUGCCCGUCAGCUUCGGCCCCCCCCUCCGGCCGGCUCUGGACGCCCUGGCGAGCACCGCCAACUUCCUCAACAUGAUCUUCCAGGCCAGCGACCUGCGGGAGAGCACGGUGCAGGAGGACAUGGAGUGGUACCACGCGCUGGUCCGGGCGCUGCUGGAGGCCGACCUGCUGGUCCAGCAGGCCCUGCUGACCUUCGACGCCGACCCCACCAGCCCGGUGCCACAGCUGGUGCUGCGAGCCACCCGCAACCCCACGGCCAAGGUGCAGACCAUCAUCCUCCAGGACCUAUCCAAGGCCUGGCAGAGCCUGCACCCCCCCGCCCCGGCCCCCGACGACAGCUGGUUCACCAGCUUCAAGUUCCCAGAGUCCAACCAGCCGAUGGCGGCCCUGUCUAAACGGGUGCUGCUCAAUGACCUCAGCACCUUGGACACGCCCAAGUGGGGGCAGGGGGACAGCUACGUGACCAAUCGCAGCGGCGUGCGCUGGGCCAGCGCCCCCUACCUGGACUGUGAGGACGGGCGCUUUGUCCCCGGAUGGAUGCUGACGCUGUCCACGUCUUUCUACGGCCUCAAGCCCGACCUGACACCCGAGUUCAGAGGUGUGAUCCGUGUGGACGUCAACAUCCAGGACAUCGACUUGGACCAGUGUGCCACAGGAGACAGCUGGUUUGCAGACACACACCAGUGCAACCGCACCAGCAUGGAGUGUGUGCCAGAACCAGGCCGCGGCUUCCGCCUGGGUCAGUACUGCUGCCGCUGUAAAGAAGGCUUCUUCAACCCGGAGACGAUUCCUCUGGACUCAGAUGGCGGCCCCGUGAACGGGAGUGACGGCGGCGGUGGCGUGUGUUACCCGAACAUGCCCAUCUGUCUCCCGUGCUGGCCGGGCUGUAAGAGCUGUGAGGACGGCGCCCCCUGCUGGGUGCAGGAGGACUGGCUCCUCAGGGCCGCCGUGCUGGCCCUCCAGGGGGUCUUCAUGCUCCUCAUCUUCGUCAGCAUGCUGGCGGCCUACAGGCACCGUCGGAACCGGCGGAUCCGAGCGUCCGGCCUCCUGCUGCUGGAGAUGAUCUUGUUCGGCUCUCUGCUCCUCUACUUCCCGGUUUUCAUCCUCUACUUCAAGCCGAGCACCUUCAGGUGCAUCCUGCUGCGCUGGGUCCGGAUGCUCGGCUUCUCCAUCGUCUACGGCACCGUCGCUCUGAAGAUGUACAGGGUGCUGAAGGUGUUCCUCUCACGCACGGCCCAGCGGGUGCCCUACAUGUCCAGCCUGCACCUGCUGAGGAUCCUGGGAGUCAUGCUGAUGACGGUCAGCUGGUUCCUGUGUGCCUGGACGGUGGGCGUCCUCCAGAACCGCGACAGGAACAUCCCGGUGUUCGUCACCACCAACACGACCGAGGGACAGGGCUUCAACCUGUGUUACCUGGACCGCUGGGACUACAUGAUGGCCGUGGCCGAGCUCCUGUUCCUGUGCUGGGGAAGCUCCCUGUGGACGGCGGUCCGGCCGGUGCCCUCGGCCUUCCACGAGCCUCGCUACAUGGGCAUCGCCAUCCACAACGAGCUGCUCCUCUCCUCCAUGUUCCACCUGUUCAGGUUCACCUACCCCUCUCUCCAUCCCGACUGGAUGCUGCUGCUCUCCUUCACGCACACUCACGUCACCAUCACUGUGACGCUCGCCCUGCUCUUCAUCCCCAAGUUUCUUCAUGUGUCCAAGCCGGGGAGGGAGGAGAUCGCAGCGGAGGUGUAUGAAGACGAGGUGGACCUGCGGCGCUCCUACCUGAACAGCAGCUUCCACUCGGCUUGGAGCGAGCACAGUGUGGACCCCGAGGACUUCCGGGAUGAGCUGAAGAAGUUAUAUGCCCAGUUAGAAGUCCACAAGACGAAGAAGAUGACCGCUAACAACCCCCAUCUCUCAAAGAAGCGGAGCUCUCGAUGUGCCCUGGGGAGAUCCAUUAUUAAACGCAUCGCUGAGAUCCCAGAAUCCAUGAGCCGACAGUGCAGCCGCGAGGACAGAGAUGGAUCCUUCCACAGUAGAAGUGUGAACAUGUCCGACUCCUUCAGGAGGCCCCCGGACGCCGUCAGUAUCAGUUACAAAAGUUCAAUGAAGUCUCCGUCACCGUCCAUGCGCAAGUCCCAGAGUGAGCAUCACUACGUCAGAGAACGAGACAACUCCAUGCGCGGCUCCAUGUUAAAGGCCCACGUUGUGAAGACGCCCUCCCAGCGAUCUCAGACGGACUCCUUAGAUAUUCCUCCGGGGGUUUGUAAGUCCGCCAGCGCCCAGAACCUGACUAUUGAUAUCAACCUCCUGCAUCCCGAUCACACCAGACUCCACAAGUCCUGGAGUCUCACCUCCACUUCCGCCCAUUCUGUGCAAAAUACACCGAAGGUUAACAGAGCCAGAACAGUGCUGACGAGGUCCCGGCAGAGCAUUUCCAUCAGUGACCAGACCAGGAGUGCUCUCCAGUCCGAGUCGUUUGACAAGGCGGAGGUCUGUCCUUGGGAGAUGGAGCAAGAGUUGACAGGCGAUAGGAAUCAGAAGCAUGUCACCUACGCAACCUCUGAGGACAGUGAGGAACAAAGGCCAGCAUCUCCACAGGUACUUGUCUGUCCCUGGGACCAUUUACCGCCCGUCCAGAAGAUUCCUUCUGAGGACAAAGGACUUCAAGGUGAAAGUGAGUCACCCAAACCACAAGCUCCUGUUUCUGCAAGCGCACCGGGCUCUCCAAGACCGAAGGUCACCAAAGAUCAGCGUGUCUUCUCCUUCCGCACCACCUCCAGUAAGUGGCUCUCUGUGAAGUCAGCCAUGGGGUCCAUGGAUUCAGGAAGCAGAUCCAGCAAGGAUGGACAUUUAAAUAAAGAAGAUUCCAUCUCACAAAGAAGCCAGGAAAGUGCUUCUACAACACCAAGAUUGGGAUCAUCUAGCAGACGUCCAAGCAUUGAGAAGAGGGCACUGAAGAAAAGAAGCAUGACGACAUCAGAAGGAAAACCAUGCCUUGUAAAGCAGCAUGCAAUCAGACUGUCCUCUGGGGAUUCCUCGGACAGAAGCCCAAGAAAGCUUGUGAUUGUAAAAUCUGGAGUAUACCCAUGGGACGUGGAUGAUAUGCAAAAAGACGGCACCUACGAAAACGUGUUUCUAUCAAGGCAGAACAGCAAGCGCAGCAGUAUCGGCUCCUGGGACACCGCUAGCAGCUCAAGAACUCCUUCCACUCACAGGAGAGGCAGUUAUAGAAUUACUCCGGCCCGCAGUGUGGCUCAUGCAGAUGUGUGUCCAUGGGAGGGAGCUGGUGCUCCGCAGCAAGGAGAAGGACCAAAGAAGCAGCAGAGCAUUAAAGCAGACGUCUGCCCUUGGGAAUCCCAGGUACCUGAAGUAUCUAAUGUUUGUCCAUGGGACUCUCAAGACCAAGGGAAUGUGAGAAGACAAGGAAGUGGUCGUGGUGAAGUGCGUCCGUGGGAAUCUGCAGAUAUUCCUGUCAUCGCUCAUGCUACUCUGUCCAAAGAUUCACAGAGACAACAGUCUUUAAAACCUGCAGCAGACAUAUGUCCCUGGGAGACGGCAGAAACUCCCCAGCCUUCAGUGAGACCAGAUAACGAAUAUACUAAUAUUUGUCCCUGGGAUGUUCAGGACAAAGCGGAAGUCAUAUAUGAAAAUCUAAAUCCUUUGCAGACCAAGGGAACGUUGGCAGUUCCCCAUCGGCAAGAGGUUAUGAAACCUGUCGUGUAUCCCGCUACAGCCACAGAAAUGGUAAAUAAUGAGCAACAAUUCAAAUCAUUAUCAGCUAUUCAUGAUUGGGGUAAACAAGGGACCAAGACAUCGGAAAGUUGUCCAUGGGAAUUCCCUGAUCCUCCUCAAAUCGUGGAAGUUAUUUGUCCGUGGGACGAGGGAAGCACAGACUCGUCUUCGCAAAUGACCAUCAAGGUAGAUGUGUGUCCCUGGGAGACUGGAAAUCAGGAGGGACCAGGAGACUCACAAGAGGACGUCUCCGCUGGUACAGAUGCACAGAUUCCGACUGAAGGAAAAGACAACACAAGAGUAAAUGUAUGUCCCUGGGACAUCGAGUCCCCUGAAAGAAAUGCAGCUCCCAAGAUGGCAUCACAAGGGCUGGAACGACAAGCAGAUGUUUGUCCAUGGGAAACUGCAGGACCAGAAUCAGGUAAGCCAGAGACCCCCAAAAUAUCCGACAGUCAUUUAAGACAAGACACAGCUCCGGGAAAUGUUUGUCCGUGGGACACAGAAGAAACAAAGGUCCUCAAAAAGCAAGACAGCACUCGGGCAGAUGUUUGUCCGUGGGACACAGAAGAACCAAAAGUUCUUAAAAAACAAGACACAGCUCAGGGAAAUGUUUGUCCGUGGGACACAGAAGAACCAAAGGUUCUCAAAAAGCAAGACAGCACUCGGGCAGAUGUUUGUCCGUGGGACACAGAAGAACCAAAGGUUCUCAAAAAACAAGACAGCACUCGGGCAGAUGUUUGUCCGUGGGACACAGAAGAACCAAAGGUUCUCAAAAAACAAGACAGCACUCGGGCAGAUGUUUGUCCGUGGGACACAGGAGAACCAAAGGUUCUCCAAAAACAAGACAGCACUCGCGCAGAUGUUUGUCCGUGGGACACAGAAGAACCAAAGGUUCUCAAAAAACAAGACAGCGCUGUGGGAGAUGUUUGUCCGUGGGACACAGAAGAACCAAAAGUUCUCGAAAAACCAGACAGCUCUGUGGCAGAUGUUUGUCCGUGGGACACAGAAGAACCAAAGGUUCUCAAAAAACCAGACAGCGCUGUGGGAGAUGUUUGUCCGUGGGACACAGGAGAACCAAAGGUUCUCAAAAAACAAGACAGCGCUGUGGGAGAUGUUUGUCCGUGGGACACAGAAGAACCCGGAAGUGUCAAAGAGCAGGCUAGCGCUGUACCUGGUGUUUGUUUGACGGAUCCACAAACAUCAACCGACGUCGCCACUCGCCACAGUGAGCAGGAUGAAGUGACAGGAGAUACGGAGACUCAAACUGACAUCGGCCCAGAACAGACGGAAGAAUCUAAAACAAACCUAGCGUUGGGUCGGCGUGAUGCUCUGUGUCCCUGGGAGUUGACCAGGAGCAGAUCUGGGUCGUUCACUGACAACACUUCAGACGUUUUUACUUGGGAGCCUGAGAAUAUUCCAGAGGAAGACGAGGAGGACGAUGCAGAAUGUGCUGCUGAGGCGUUUGUGUUCCCAACGGACUUGUGA